Phaedon cochleariae (mustard beetle) is the source of this 2697-nucleotide messenger RNA. NCBI's taxonomy places the organism in Eukaryota, Metazoa, Arthropoda, Insecta, Coleoptera, Chrysomelidae. The record is from the annotation of a GenBank genome assembly.
AUGCCUAAAAAGUUUGAUUUCACUGUGAUUUAUGCAACAAGUGAAGAUCCGAAAUAUAGAUUCACAGAAUUGAAUACACACAGUCCCAUAAUAAAAGGUUGGAAGUCAGAAAAGAACUGUGAUUACCCACAGGAGAUAAUUUUACAGCUAGAAAAGAGGUGUAUUUUGAAUAAAAUUCAGAUCUUGGCUCAUCAAUACUUGAUACCAUCAAAAAUUGAACUAUUUCUAAGCAAUGAAGACACAAAUGUCAUGGAGGAUGUGACUAAUAUAAACUGGGAUUAUUUGGGGUACAUAACCUUAUCCACUAAUGAAAGUACUGAGUUCAAAAGCAGGGAACUCAAAUCUGCUAAUGUCCCCAAAAAUCUUGUCACUUAUGUAAAGUUAAACCUGCAUACAAAUCACUUCAAUUCUCACAACAAGCUCAACCAGGUUAGCCUUAUAGCAGUAAACACUCUGGGUUCCCAUAUAGAAAACAGACGUUCUUCUAUCAGUGAGACAGAGGAUGAAGCAAAAUUAUAUGAUAUUAUGAACAACCCAGAGUAUUUUUCGCCUUAUGAUGAUCUAGCCUUUUUAAUGUAUGUGGAUGUAGAUAUUGCUAAAAUAAUAAAAGAGAUGGAAGUGAAGAAGCACUUGGCUGUGAUAAGAGAACGCUUUGAAUAUGCUAGGAAACUAAAGAAUGCCAUGGUGAAACUUAGAGUAGCUGGUGAAAAGCUAGGGAAAUAUGAGCUAGAGAAACACCAUGCUAUUGAAAUUGAGGAUUAUGAACGAGCCAGGCACAAGAAAAACCAAAUGGAUCAGUUCAGAGCUGAAAUAUAUGAGGAAUUAUGUGUUGAACAGCUGAUGGAACAAAAUGGAAUUUGUUCCACAAACGAUGAAUGUUCAGACGAGCCAGAUUCCGCCCACAAGAACCUGCUGUCCCCCGUGCUGCCGAAAGGGCGCUGCCCGUCCCCCCAUCAGCCCCACGCCAGCUCCGCCUCCCCCGUUCACGUGCCCCGAUUCAGCAGCCCCAAGACGGGGUCGCCGAGCACCGGCAGUCCCACGAGCUUGCAGAACAGGGGUUCAUUCAGGCGGAGAAACAAGUCUGCAGGUGCCAUCGUCAAGUCCACAUACGAGAUGUAUGAAGAGAAGCCUUUGCCAGCUUUGAGACAUUCUCAAACCAAUGAAUUCCUGCGAGAAUGCCAAAUCGACCCGGACCUCAAAACCACGUCGAAGCUGACAGAAAGAGAGAAAAAGCAAGCCGCCCUUCCCAUCCUGGUGUUCGGCAGCGACCUCAUCGAGAAGUUCUACUCAAAACACUACUGCGACAAGGAGGAUGGGCUCAACCAGCUCAAGGAAUCUCUGAUUUCGUACGACGGCAGCAAAGUGCACGCGCCCAACAAGACCGCCAGAGGGACGGUUUUCCUACUGCACAGGGCGUUGCGGGACAAGGUGUUUUCCGUGUACAGUCUGGCCAACGAGGUGAUCCGGCUGUUUUUCGUGCAUUUCGUUCCAGGAAGGGUGGCCUCGGCUGAAGUGGCGCGCAGUGUCGACAAACUGUUGCCGGAAUUGUUGACCAAGUCCGGCGAUACUAGCCAGAGGAUCAACCAGAUGGCGGUACAUACGAUACUCACGAUGGCGGAUUGUAAAAGCGUGAGAGAACUUCACAUAAUACCCGUUCAUCUGAGUAGAGCAGUCAGUAGCAGUACUCAUCCUAGGUUAGCAUUGAGUAGGGCUGAAAUGGUCGAACAGCUUAUUAUCAAUCAUGGAAUCUCUACCGAUAAGCAAAGCGGUCUGACAUGCCGAACCCUGUCCGAAUUCGGCUCCAGCGGGCUGCACCACCCAGCGGAGGCAGUGAGGAAGGUGAGCGAAAGGAUUCUGGUGCUGGUGUACGGGGUGAACCCGAGACUGGUGAGGAAGCAGCUGCCGCCCGACGACGACAUCACCAGGAGGAACUUGCUCUACAGGCAGCUAUUCCACGAAUUCGACAAAAUCGAUUUACAGAGAAAACGAGAAGCUCUAGAGAAAACCCGUCUACUGCAACAAACAACGACAGCCCUAAAUCCAGAUUGCUUGAGCCCGGAGCCGAAACAGAACGGUCGUCUCGGCCUCAACAAGAGCGCCAGCUCGACGAACGUGAAAACCGCAGCGGAAAAUUUCCAGGUCGAGCCGCCGGAUCAAGGAAAACAUUUCGGCUUGUCGACGAGCGAGAGCAGGAAUGAAAUAGAGGCGAACGGUUUGAAUGGAAGGACAUCUAGUUCCGCCAGUGGAAUAUCGACGCCUAGCAAUAAUUCCCAAAAAGGGGAUGAGGAAAACAGGCAAUGCAUUUUCUGUAACCAGCACGAAACCACGAUAUUGUCGGUCAGCAAUUCCAUGAAUUCUCAUUAUUGGAGAGCGUGCCCUAUGUUGGUACGUUGCAAGGUAUGCAGUCAAGUCAUCGAGGUGUCAGCUCUAAUGGAACACUUGCUAGCUGAAUGUGAACAACACGAACAGUAUACGCAGUGUUCUCAAUGUUCAGAAGCUGUCCGAAAUGAAAAUUUCCAAAACCACAUCAAAACUUGUAAAGAACUAACUGAAAGUUGCAUUAGAUGCCCUCUGUGCCACGAAAAUUUGGAACUAGAAGAAAACUGCUGGAGAAAUCACCUGAUGGGAGAAAAUCCUUGUUCAAAAAAUACAAGGAUCAAGAUUCUUCAACAAAAGCAAGUCAAAAUUCAAGUUUGA